Xenopus laevis (African clawed frog) is the source of this 1886-nucleotide messenger RNA. It is a transcript of the gene bcl2l12.S, whose product is annotated as BCL2-like 12 (proline rich) S homeolog. Gene Ontology annotation, biological process: regulation of apoptotic process; regulation of extrinsic apoptotic signaling pathway. Lineage: Eukaryota; Metazoa; Chordata; Amphibia; Anura; Pipidae. The transcript is spliced from 7 exons. The record is from RefSeq and is a predicted model, not a curated record. Bases 174 to 1553 code for a protein of 459 amino acids.
GAGUCCGGAUUCCGCUGCUGCCGGGCGGAACUGCGCAUGCGUAAUGCGCUUUUCUGGAGUUGAGUCUAAGAAGUUGCUAUUGCAGAUUUCUUUAGAUGCGUUCGGUCCAGCCGUGUGAGUUGAGCCGGUGCGUGGAACCGUACGAUCAGAUCUCGAGCGAAUAAGGAUAUGGAAUGGAUGCCAUAGUCAACCAAAACUGUGAUGGGAUCAGCCUGAUCAAAGUGAAGGAAGGAACCAAACUUGUGCUUGAAGCCUUUUUAAAGAGAUCAUUGAGCCACGAACAGGCUGAUAAUGUUGGGCACGUGGGACGCACUUACCACGACCCUAAAAAAUACAGCCACAGGUCCAAUCGAGAGGAGGUGAAGGAAGCGUCUUCAAAGAAACCCCAGAAAAGUGAGAAAAAAAAGUCAAGAGAACCUGCCAGAGGAAAAGAUGAGAGAAGCCAGAGCCCAGUUUUUGGUGGAACCUCGGCUCAGGAGGAAAAUAGCAACUGGAAUUCUCUUCAUGAAGAGAUCAACCGGGUGGAAGAGUCCAAGCACGGCUUCAAAACAAACUUCAAGAAGCUCCUGAGAAGACACAGUCAGUCGAAGGAGAAAGCAGCUAGCCUUAAAUACAAGGAGGGAAGCAUUCACAGCAAAUCCAGGGAGUCUCUAGACAAAGUGCUCGAUGACUCGAGUAAAAAUGGCAGCAAAAGAGAUUCCUUAAAGCGACCCAAAUCCCCCAACCCUUUACUCGCUUGUACUAUAGCUGGCUCUGUCGACUCUUUGGUGCUGGAGACCCAGAUGAAAACAGAGAUUCCAGACAAAGAUUUUCAAGGGGCAAAAAAGAAACAAAGCCGACCCUUUUCCAUUAAAAAUCUUUGGAAGAAAAAACAUAAAGAUCAUGGUUCAGGGACAGAUGUUCCGCAUGCGAGACCGAGCUUUCUGCCGCUGGACCCUUGCUACAAAAAAGAUGACCCACAUUCUCAUGCUCAGGAUAUGGGGAAAGUUGGCGAGGCUGAACUUUACAAUUUAGCUGCUAAGAAGUUGGACAAACUAGUGAAGCACCAGAGACUGAAGAGCCCAACAGCAACCACUGCACCUCUUCUCCCACCAAGUGCUGAAAUAAAUGAUCGGAAGCCACAGUUAAUUGAGAACAACAAUGUUGCAGCAAGCGAAGUCUCACAUAGUGAAAAUAAAGAGGAGGUGAUUCGCCAGUUGGUAGUGCUGCUUCAGGAGCAGGCGAAUGUUAUCAACGAUACGAUUAACAAUGAUCCCUUUCUGAGGAACACACUCAGCAGGAUGUCGUAUGGCAGCUUUUCCAAGUUAGCAGAGGUUUUUACCAGCCAGACUGAGGGACCGACUGAAGUAGCUGGAGUCCGUGUGAGCCCUGAACUGACCAAGAUUGCCCUCACUAUGGAGUUAACCAGGAAGGUUGCCGGAAUCAACAGCCAUGCUGUACACCAGCUGAUGGGCUAUAGUAUGGAAUACAUGGAUAUGUUUGUACCGUGGCUGCAGAAGCAGGGGGGCUGGGAGAACAUUAUUUCUCAAGAUGAUAUUGCUCAGAUCGAUUAACGCCAGAAACUAGUCUACCUCAGAACUGUCUACAGCACUUAAGGCGUGAAGCUAACUAUGACGGCUUUUUUUAAUAUAUUCAACUCUUCUGGGAACUACAGAAGCUAGAAGGCUGGACCUGUAGCACACAUGGUGCUGGUGGCACUUAGCUACUUGAAAGACAAAAGAAUGUUUGUACAACUUUAAGAAAAGCUCAGGGGAUGGAUUCUCAUCAAACUUUUUUUUUUUAUUGAAAUAUAUUUUAAAUACUUUUUAAUUUGUACUGAAACAUACAGACACUUAAAGGGGUUGUUCACCUUCAAGAUAACGGUUAGAGAGGAUAUUCUGAGAAAA